Gossypium raimondii (Peruvian cotton) is the source of this 1089-nucleotide messenger RNA. RefSeq names its product putative pectinesterase 11. Gene Ontology annotation, biological process: cell wall modification. NCBI's taxonomy places the organism in Eukaryota, Viridiplantae, Streptophyta, Magnoliopsida, Malvales, Malvaceae. Gene Ontology annotation, molecular function: pectinesterase activity. Bases 1 to 1020 code for a protein of 339 amino acids. The transcript is spliced from 4 exons. The record is from RefSeq and is a predicted model, not a curated record.
AUGGCCCCCAAGUCUACUUCUUGCUAUGCUCGUGUCUUUUCGAUAACUUUAUUCGUCAUUUUCAUGGCUAGUCAUGGAUCGAACGCCGCCACCAAAGCCCUACUCAUAAAAAUUGAUCCAUCGGGGAAGGGAGACUAUAGGAAAAUACAAGAUGCCAUUGAUGCAGUGCCAUCAAACAACAAACAAGUUGUACUCAUAUCUGUUAAGCCUGGAAUCUACGAAGAAAAAAUUAUUGUGCCUGCCAAUAAACCUUUCAUUACAAUAAGCGGUUCUAACCCAAAUGACACUGUCAUAACUUGGAAUGAUAGUGGGAAUAUUUUUGAAUCGCCUACUUUCUCAGUUUUGGCUUCUGAUUUUGUUGCCCAAUACCUCACUAUUCAGAAUACGUAUGGAGUUGGUGCCAAAGCAGUAGCAUUGAGGGUAUCUGGAGACAGGGUAGCUUUCUUCGGGUGCAGGAUCUUAUCGUACCAGGAUACCUUGUUAGACGACACUGGAAGGCAUUAUUAUAGCAAUUGUUACAUUGAAGGUGCUGUUGAUUUCAUUUGUGGGAAUGCUGCUUCUCUUUUUGAGAAAUGCCAUUUGCAUUCACUAUCAGAAGGAGAUGCAUCAAUAACAGCCCAACACAGAGACUCACCAUCACAAAACACAGGAUUCACUUUCUUGGGUUGCAAGAUAACUGGAGUUAAGACUGCUUUACUAGGAAGGGCAUGGGGUCCAUAUUCCAGGGUCAUUUUUGCCUUCACUUAUAUGUCUAAUGUGAUUCUGCCACAAGGAUGGGAUGACUGGGGAGACUCAUCCAAACAAAGUUCGGUGUUCUAUAGAGAAUACAAAUGUUAUGGACCUGGUGCUAGUACAAAGAAAAGGGUUGAAUGGGCAAAAGAGCUGACUAUCGAAGAAGCAAAUCCUUUUUUGACGAAGAACAUGAUUGGGGGCAAGAGUUGGAUUACAUCAACGACAUAUCGUUUCACGAAAUUGUCUUCAAAUGCCAUUUCUAGAAAUAACACUCGACAUCAUGCCUGAUUAAUAGCAGCCUUGCUAAAGUUUUGCAUUAAUUCUUUUUUUCUUUUUUAAUUCGUUUCACAUGCACCA